Molecule: messenger RNA, 1662 nt
Organism: Pipra filicauda (Wire-tailed manakin)
Lineage: Eukaryota; Metazoa; Chordata; Aves; Passeriformes; Pipridae
Product: heterogeneous nuclear ribonucleoprotein A1
Exons: 4
Coding region: 132-911 (259 amino acids)
Molecular function (GO): RNA binding
Source: RefSeq, a predicted model, not a curated record
GCGGCGGCGCUGCCCCCGCUCGGCCCCUUUGCCGUGUCGGCCCUCGCGGAGAGAGCAUCGCGCGAGCGCCGCCGCCGCCGCCGCCGCCACCGCCUUUUCCCCCCCCUUCCUUUCCCCCCGGAGCCGCCGCCAUGGCCAAGGCCGAGUCCCCGAAGGAGCCGGAGCAGCUCCGGAAGCUUUUCAUCGGCGGCCUCAGCUUUGAAACCACAGACGAGAGCCUGAGGAGCCACUUCGAGCAGUGGGGGACCCUGACGGACUGUGUGGUGAUGCGGGACCCCAACACGAAGCGCUCGCGGGGGUUCGGGUUCGUCACGUACUCCUCGGUGGAGGAGGUGGACGCCGCCAUGAACGCGCGGCCGCACAAGGUGGACGGGAGGGUCGUGGAGCCCAAGAGGGCCGUGUCCAGAGAGGACUCCCAGCGGCCCGGCGCCCACCUGACGGUGAAGAAGAUCUUCGUGGGGGGCAUCAAGGAGGACACGGAGGAGCAUCACCUGCGGGACUAUUUCGGGCAGUACGGCAAGAUCGAGGUCAUCGAGAUCAUGACCGACCGCGGCAGCGGCAAAAAGCGCGGCUUCGCCUUCGUCACCUUCGACGACCACGACUCGGUCGACAAGAUCGUCAGUGAGUCCUCCUGGGGGGGCCCUGGGGGGCCCUGGGGCUGUGCACCCCACCCUGGAGGGGCUGGGAGACCCCCUGGGGCUGUGUGUCCUGUCCCUGGAGGGGCUGGGAGGUCUCCUGGGGCUGUGCACCCCACCCUGGAGGGGCUGGGAGACCCCCUGGGGCUGUGUGUCCUGUUCUGGGGGGCUCCUGGGCCUGUGAAUCCCACCCUGGGGGGGCCAGGAGAUCCCCUGGGGCUGUGUCCUGUUCUGGGGGGAAGCUGGGGGCCUCUGGGUCUGGGCAUCCCAUCCUAAGGGGGACCUGGGUUUGUGCAUCCCAUCCUGAGGGGGCUCCUGGGUCUGUGAAUCCCAUCCUGGGGAUCCUGGGGGGCUCCUGGGUCUGUGAAUCCCAUCCUGGGGAUCCUGGGGGGCACCUGGGUCUGUGAAUCCCAUCCUGGGGAUCCUGGGGGGCUCCUGGGUCUGUGAAUCCCAUCCUGGGGAUCCUGGGGGGCUCCUGGGUCUGUGAAUCCCAUCCUGGGGAUCCUGGGGGGCUCCUGGGUCUGUGCAUCCCAUCCUGAGGGGGAUCCUGGGGGGCUCCUGGAUCUGUGCAUCCCAUCCUGAGGGGGCCCUGGGUCUGUGAAUCCCAUCCUGAGGGGGAUCCUGGGGGGCUCCUGAGUCUGUGCAUCCCAUCCUGAGGGGGUCCUGGGUCUGUGAAUCCCAUCCUGGGGAUCCUGGGGGGCUCCUGGGUCUGUGAAUCCCAUCCUGAGGGGGAUCCUGGGGGGCUCCUGGAUCUGUGCAUGCUGGUCUGGGGGUAUCAUGGGGGGAUCUCCUGGGUCUUGAAACCCCACCCUGGGGACAACCUGGGUCUGUGCACCCCAACCUGAAGGGGCUGGGAGAGCCCCUGGGUCUGUGCAUCCCGUCCUGGGGGACGGGGGACAAGGGUGGAGCAGCCGUGGAGGAGAGAGGGGGGACAGUGAGGAGAAUGACAAGGAUUGGGUUGGGGACAGGGGAUAGGGAUGGAAUGAACAGGGGGGACCCUGAGGAGCAGGACAGGGAUGGAGCUGGG